AAACUAACAUUUUGCAGCAUCAUAGGAGCAGGAAAGCUUGAAGAAGGGUCCAGGCCUGAAACGUCAGCCUCUCUGCUCCUAUGAUGCUGCUUGGCCUGCUGUGUUCAUCCAGCCCUGCACCUUGUUGUCUCGGAUUCUCCAGCAUCUGCAGUUCCUACUAUCUCUGAUACAAUUUUCCUCCUUUACCUUGGGAUUGCAAUCGGCCAGGAGCAGUUUUCAAUUGGAUCUGCUGGGAGCUGUAGUUGGAAAUUCAGCGUAAUUUUAAUCGGUUAGCUUGGGGCUGCAGUUUUAAUCGGUCGGGUCGGGAUUUUAACUGAAGUUUUAGAGCGCUAGCCGAUCUGCGAGGGAGUGUCAUCGGAAACCUGGAGCAGGUUGAAUCGACCGUAGUUCGCAAGGGAUGACUCGAUUUGAGGAGCUCGGGGAUUGCAGUUGGGAAUUCGGGCUGGUCUUUGAUUGAUUAGCAAGGGAUUACAACCGGAAAAUGAGACUAAAUGUUCGUUGAUCAGGAGGAGGUCAGAGGUCAGGCGGUCUCCCUGAGCGACGCUGAGGACGGCUGGGCCUGGAAGAGGGUGGGCUCCUCGGAGCUGCUGGCCCGGGCCUUCCACAGCGCCAACCUGGUCGGGGGCAGGCUGCUGGUGUUCGGGGGGGCGAGGUCGGCCGAUCCCCGGGCCCCCCUCGGGGACCUGCUAGUCCUGGAGCCCUCGGGCCUGGCGGUCGAGAGGGUGGUGUCGGGAGGCCCAGCCCGCAGUCACCAUGGGGCAGUGACCCUCCACGAUCGCUGGCUGGUGGUGGUGGGUGGCUGGGAUGGCAAGAGGAGGCUGGCAGAUGUCCACAGCUUCGACCUGGCACCAGGCGGGGGCUGGAGGGAGCUGAGCCGGGCAGCGGGGAACCAGGCCCCAGUGGGCCUCAGUGGGCACACAUGCACCAAGCUCUCGGACCAUGAGGUGCUGGUGCUGGGCAGAGAAGGUGGGGUCCACACCCAGAGGAGAUUCGCCAGUAUCUUCAGGCUGCACAUCGAUGCCUACUCGCACACGUACUGGUACAAGGAAUGUGAGUCAAGGACAGCUUCGAGAUCAGGACACACCGCCAUCCUGACCCACGUGCAUGGGCGCAAGGCAGCAGGGUACCAACUCCUGGUUUUUGGAGGCCGAAAUUCCGCUGAGAUCGAGCCUGUGGAGGUCUGGACGGAAGGAGACGUCAGGCCAGAGCACGUGCACGCUCCUGGACUGGUCGACCACCUCCGCUUCCUCAUCAGCUCGGGAACAGCGACCUCCAGGAGGCCUGGAGCGCUGCGCCAUCACUCAAUGACCCUGGUGGGACCCUUCGCUGUGCUCUAUGGGGGAGAGUGUUUCAAUAAGACCACCGACACCGUCUGCAACGACCUCUUCAUCUAUGACACACGGUCCCCAGGAGGGAUGUGGUACCACGUCUCCAACAAAGACCCUCAGAUGAAGAGGUUUGGUCAUUGGGUGGUGGUGAUGGCGGACCGUCUGUGCCUGAUCGGGGGGAGAGGCCAAGAUGGCAAGAGCUGCAGCUCCCAUAUCUACACCCUGGGCCCGAAAAGCUGACUGCCACUUUGAGAGGAGAGGGAAUCGGGAAUCUUUCAAAAUAAAAAAUAACCUGCAGGGUUCCUGCAGAUCGUGGCCACAA
This is a messenger RNA of Rhincodon typus (whale shark), 1650 nucleotides long. RefSeq names its product kelch domain-containing protein 9. Gene Ontology annotation, molecular function: cyclin binding. NCBI's taxonomy places the organism in Eukaryota, Metazoa, Chordata, Chondrichthyes, Orectolobiformes, Rhincodontidae. The record is from RefSeq and is a predicted model, not a curated record.